GGGGGCUCCACGUGAAUGAGGAACCGCAUCUCCAAAUCGUGGCUGUAUGAACUCCACCUCACCACCGAUGGCCCUGCCACCACGGGGGCAGAGGUGACCAUCACAGCCAGCCUGGUGGCCAGUGACAAUGGAAGCCUGGUCCUGCCCACCAGCACCCGCCCCUACCACUUCCACUGGAUCCAUACCCCACUGCUGCUCACGGGGAAGACUGAUGAGGCUUUCAGCUCCACCAUCCGCGCCGUGGGGACCAUGCCCGGGGACUUCCCAGUCUCCGUCUGGGUCACCGCUGCUGACUGCUGGAUGUGCCAGCCUGUGGCGAGGAGCCUCCUUGUCCUCCCCAUCACAGAGCUCCUCGUGGGGAACCUCGUUGUCACCCAGAACACCUCCCUGCCCUGGCCCAGCUCUUACCUCACCAAGACAGUCCUUAAAGUUUCCUUCCUCCUCCACGACCCGAGCAACUUCUUCAAGACGGCCUCAUUUCUCUACAACUGGGACUUCGGAGAUGGCACCCAGAUGGUGACGGAAGAUGCUAUGGUCUAUUACAACUAUUCCAUCAUUGGAACCUUCACCGUGAAGCUCAAGGUGGUGGCCGAGUGGGAACAGGCAACGCAGAACGCUGGGAAGGGCAUUAUGCAGAAGACAGGCGACUUCUCUGCCUCGCUGAAGCUGCAGGAGACCCUUCGAGGCAUCCAGGUCUUGGGGCCCACCCUAAUUCAGACCUUCCAAAAGAUGACAGUGACCUUGAACUUCCUGGGGAGGUGAGUGAACCCCAGGGUG
Messenger RNA from Leptonychotes weddellii (Weddell seal), 777 nucleotides. The record is from RefSeq and is a predicted model, not a curated record. Lineage: Eukaryota; Metazoa; Chordata; Mammalia; Carnivora; Phocidae.